ACGAAACCACUGGCAAAGGCGUCGGAACCAUGUGCUUUUGACGCUGGUUUUCCCCACCCCGCUGCUUUCCCCAUUGGCGAGUUUGACGACAAGGCACAGAUGGAUUCCUUCCCGCUUGCCACCAGUCAACACUGACCUGCGAGCUAGCUAGUGAGGUCGGGCGGCCGUCCAUCCCACCGCACACCGCCGGUCCAGUCCCCGCCGGUGCCGGAGGGGGUGAAGCCGUGAAGUUGAAGUUAAACCAGGUCUGCUCGAAUCCAUUUCAUACUGACUCGGAGAAUCUUCUGGAUCUUAUCUGUUAUCUCCUCUACUCUUAGAGGCCUCCACCAUGGAACAUGACGGCAAGAACCUGACUGUCACUGAGGUUGUGCGCUCGGUGCAGCUGCUCAAGAUUGACGGCUAUUCCGCCACCUCUACCAUGGUGGGGUCAUCGGAGUUCAUCAAACCCAGAUCCAGAUGGAACAUCGAUGGCCACGAGUGGGAGGUCCAUUUCUACCCUGAUCACUGUCAGUUCCUCGAGGACGAGGACGUCAUACCCCCAUUUGACGACUUCAUCCAAUGGGUCGCUCUGAAGCUCAUCCUUGUCAGUGAACCUCAGAGGGACAAGCUGAGGGUGAAUCUGAGCUGCCGGCUUGUAUGCCCCAGCCAGCGGCAUCUUGGUCCCUCCGAAGAGAAGAGUGUGUCCCAUGUAUUUCACCGUGGCUCCAAAUGCUCGCCUGAAGUUCUCCUCAUGACGAAAUAUGAUGUACCAUCGUCAGGUUAUCUCGUGAAUGACUCACUGACCGUGGAAUGCACAAUCACCGUGCUAGGAGGAGAUGAGGAGCAGCCCCUGCCAGUGCCACCACCCUCGGACAUGCACAAGCACUUCGGUGAGCUCCUGCAGAGCCAGGAAGGAGUGGACGUCAUGUUUCAUGUCUCUGGAGAAUCCUUCGCCGCACACAAGGUCAUACUUGCCGCAAGGUCCCCGGUUUUCAAGGCCAAGUUCUUCGGAGGCUUGGAGGAAACAAGCUCCGAGUCUGUGGUGAUCGAAGACAUGGAGCCUGUUGUGUUCAGGUCCAUGCUUCACUUCAUCUACACUGACAUGGCUCCGGAGCUCGACGGUGACGAGGACCCUCAGGCAGCGGCGAUCAUGGCUCAGCACCUCCUGGCUGCUGCUGACAGGUAUGGGCUGGACAGGCUCAAGCUGAUAUGUGAAUGCAAGCUCUCUGGUGGCAUUGGCAUCGGCACAGCAGCUACGACGUUGGUUCUUGCCGAGCAGCACCACUGCUCGCUGCUCAGAGCCAAGUGCAUUGAGUUCAUCACCAAGUCUCCUGAAACUCUUGAUGCUGUCUUGGCAACGGAUGGCUACGCCCAUCUGGUGGCAAGCUGCCCCUUGGUGCUGGCUGAACUACUGAGGGCGGUGGCGCAUGGAAGGAAGAUCUGAGCUGGAUGAUGGUUUUCCUUGACAGUCCUUGUGUCCUAAUAUUAGUACUAUCUGCCUAGUGUUGCUAGUUGCUUCUCAUAUUAUGGUUUCCCUAUGAUAUAUGACUGCUAUAUCAUGAUGAACUAGUGCUUGCUGUUGAUUUCCCCCGUUUUUGUUUGAGGUGCUUAAUUUUUAGUAGCCGUUAUUGCCCUUUUGUGGCUUUCAUGUAUGCACACACAUAACAUGGGAAGCUAGCUUGCUGUUUCAAAUCUUCAGUUGCCAUUUUCUGUGGUUAUUA
Molecule: messenger RNA, 1700 nt
Organism: Sorghum bicolor (sorghum)
Lineage: Eukaryota; Viridiplantae; Streptophyta; Magnoliopsida; Poales; Poaceae
Product: BTB/POZ and MATH domain-containing protein 1
Exons: 3
Coding region: 329-1423 (364 amino acids)
Biological process (GO): protein ubiquitination
Molecular function (GO): protein binding
Source: RefSeq, a predicted model, not a curated record